GUAUAGCCCGGCGCUAAGCGUCACAUUGAAUAUUUUUUUAAGCAUAGUAUACCAUUUGAAUAAGCAGAAUUUUUAAAAUAAAAAAUACAUAUUACGUUAAAUUUAGUUUGUAUAUGAAGAACUUGUGUUAUUUAUAGAGUUUGUUGCUUUGGUUAAUAUUGCAGAAUCAUGGCCACUGCCAUCCGAAUGGACAGGGACGCACUUGUCAGAUUCAGUGCGUCGUACAUGUACUAUGUUGAGAAGCACAAGCUGUUGGACAUCAUGAGCCGCAUCCUGGCAGAGGCCACUGUGCAGCAGAUUGAGGAUGUGCGCCGUUGGCUGGGCGAGAACAUACGGCAUAUUGCCCAAGAGAUCUACUCGAAAGCCAUGAAUGCCUUUCAUCUGGGCAUCGAUGCCGACUACUAUCAGCUGCCCAAGAACUUCUAUCAUCGCAUCGUGCUGCACGGACGCGUCGGCUCGGGCCGUCGCUCGCUGGCCCAUGUGCUGGCCCAGCGCUGGAAUCUGCUGAUACUGGAUGCCGACACGCUGGCCUAUCAUCAUAUCAAUGGACAAGCGCGGGGCAGGAAGGUGCCGCUGCUGCACGAGGGCAUCGAGAAGCGCUCGGUCUAUAAGAUAUCGGAGGCCAUUGGCAACAUCAUACAGAAGCGUCUGCUGCAGGAGGACGCACUGCAUCGCGGCUGGAUACUGAUCAACUAUCCCAACAAUAGAUGUGAGGCUCGCGAGCUCUUCGAGUCCUUCAGCGUGCCGCCGAAUCGGCUCAUUUUCCUGCAGGUCGACGAGCAGACGGCACGCAUGCGCCUGCUGAUGCGCAAGUACGCGCCCUGCCCGCAGGACAACAUCACCUACAUGGACUACCAGAUGCAGCAGUUUCGCAAGAGCGAGCCCCUGCUCAACACCUAUCUCAGUCAUCGGCGCGAGGUGCUCUAUGUGGAUGCCACCGAGUGCUUCGAGACCGUCAAGUGCUUCAUCAUGUCACAGCUAACCAAGACGCCCUACAUGCUCGGCUACAAGUACGGCGAGAGUAGUCCAAUUGACUAAAUUGUCCCCGGCUCCAAUUACCAGCUCCACUUUCACAUAAAUUAUUGAAUCUGUAUGCGAGCCACAACAAUGUUGCCUCCACAUAAAAAAUAGAAGAGAACGGUAUUCCAUAA
Drosophila mojavensis is the source of this 1151-nucleotide messenger RNA. Its product is annotated as adenylate kinase 8. Gene Ontology annotation, cellular component: cytoplasm. Gene Ontology annotation, biological process: nucleoside triphosphate biosynthetic process. Gene Ontology annotation, molecular function: AMP kinase activity; ATP binding; nucleoside diphosphate kinase activity. Bases 169 to 1038 code for a protein of 289 amino acids. The transcript has a single exon. NCBI's taxonomy places the organism in Eukaryota, Metazoa, Arthropoda, Insecta, Diptera, Drosophilidae. The record is from RefSeq and is a predicted model, not a curated record.